AUGGCUUUACCUGAUGUCGUCGAACAGAGUUCAUUGGAUGGCAUGGGACCAACUCUGUGCGUGUCAUGGUACAACCUGUACGCGCAUAUUAUAAAUCUUCGUCAGAUAACCGCAGGAUUCUGGGCUCAGCGGCUGUCGUUGGAGAGACCACCCAUACAACAGAGUUUCUCGGAAUACCUGGGGUUUACUAGUUCUGCGUCUGCGAAGCUUACGUCGGGUGCUGACGAGCAGUCAGGCGUCGGGUUGUACGUCACUGAUGAUCGCGAGACCGCUGAGAUCUUCGCGCGCAUGAACCAGCGCAGAAAUCCGGGGACUGAACCAAGUGUAUGCGCCAUAUUUGCGCGUUCAUCGGACGACUGGCGGAACGGUAUCACGAAGGUCUUCAUUCCGAACGAACUCGUUGGCGACGCAGAAGACAAGACAGAGAAGGCCAAAUGGGAGAAGAACAGAGUGACAUACCUGAAGAAGGAAGCAACUGGAGUUCCAACUAAGUCCAUCGUAAGGAUCAGUCGCAUCGACAAGUACCGUAAGGACUUUACCAACCAGAAUCAACUGUUACUGCCCAACAGUGUUACAAGCAGGUUCUCCGCCCUCUGCGCCCCUCCUGAUCACCCGAUUACCUCCACCCGUGUCCCACAUAACCGUUUGAACUACUUGUCGACAGAUCUUCAGACAGCAUGGAAAGUGAAGGGUACCGAACACAUGUAG
Molecule: messenger RNA, 708 nt
Organism: Fomitopsis serialis
Lineage: Eukaryota; Fungi; Basidiomycota; Agaricomycetes; Polyporales; Fomitopsidaceae
Exons: 5
Coding region: 1-708 (235 amino acids)
Source: RefSeq, a predicted model, not a curated record